AUGAGAAACAAGAUGCUCUGGUCUGAUGAAAUCAAGAUUGAACUCUUCUGCCCCAAUGCCAAGGGUCACAUCUGGAGUAAAUCUGCCACCACCCCUUCAGUGAAGCAUGGUGGUGGCAGCAUCAUGCUAAUCUAUGGGAGAAAGUUGAGGACAACACAGAGUGACUACAAACUGCCAGAGGAGACAGUUGAGGACAACACAGAGUGCUCAGUUGACACCGAGGCAAGUGCAGUUGCACCCACUGUCAAGAGAGAGGAACUGACAGGUGAUAAAAGCCCUGUCCGAGCAAUUCCUCCAAUCCUGGGAUGCAUCCAUGACAAGGACCACAAGGAGCCAGAGCAGAAAGUGAAGGGCCCUAGUGAAGAGGUGGAUCUCUGCCCUCACACUCACCAGCUGGACCCAGAUGUUAACUUAACUCUGGCAACCCGCAAUGAUGAACCCAGGACCUGGACCCUGGAAGAGGCAAAGGAUUAUUGGAUAGGCAUUGAUAUUGAGAGUGAAGAGAGGAGCGUCAAGGAGGAGGUGAGACAGAGGGAGGGAUUGAAGCGUGAGGCGGACUGUGCCCAUUCCAAGAGCUCCAAUGGGAUGGCUUCAUCAGAGAGAGCAGAGACCAUCCUUGGAAGACUGGGCUUUCUGGUCAUGAACCACAUGCAGAAAAUCCCAUUUUUGAAGAUGAAGGAAAAAGAGAAAAAUAAGAAACUGCAUAAGAAGUUGAAAGAUGAUGAGAAAGAGAGAAAGGAGAAGAAAAACAAGGAGGAGGAGAACAAAAAGAGGGAGAAGAAAGAGAUGAAUGAGAGAGAGAAAGAGCAGAAGAAAGUCAUGAAGGCUGAGAAAAAGAGGGAGAAGUUAGAACAGAAAAAGAGAGAGAAGGAAAGAAAAGAGAAGGAAAAGGCAGAGAAAAAGAGGUUAGAGGGGCUGAUGAAGAUACAUAAUGACAUGAUGAAAGACAGGAUUAAGAAAGAGAAGAAGUGUUCUGAGGAGCUGAAAAAGAGAGAGAAAGCUCAAGCUGAGUUCUUGGAGAUGGAGAGAAAGAUUCAAGAAAAGGAGAAGAAGAAGAUAGAAAAGAGGAGGAAAGAGGAGAGGAAGAGACUAGAGAAGAAGAAAAAGAGGGAGCCAGCUGGAGAUGGAACUGAGAGGGUGAUAGAAGAGCAGGGAAAGGAUGAAAGCUUGAAGAUGGAUGAGUAGACUGGGUAUUAGAGAGAGAGAGCAGGGCGGGAUACUGUAUUUUUGCAUGCAAUGAAAAAUGCAAUAAAAAAAAUCUAUAAAAAAGGUUUACUCUCUGUUUGAUUUUUGUCAAGGCAUACUGUAUAACACAGUUUAAACACACAAUGUUUACAUUUCACAAAUCUGGGGAGUGUUGCACUGUUAAA
Oncorhynchus masou masou (cherry salmon) is the source of this 1370-nucleotide messenger RNA. Its product is annotated as DNA ligase 1-like. Lineage: Eukaryota; Metazoa; Chordata; Actinopteri; Salmoniformes; Salmonidae. The record is from RefSeq and is a predicted model, not a curated record. The transcript is spliced from 4 exons. The coding region runs from base 1 to 1185 and encodes 394 amino acids.